Cylicocyclus nassatus is the source of this 357-nucleotide messenger RNA. The record is from the annotation of a GenBank genome assembly. NCBI's taxonomy places the organism in Eukaryota, Metazoa, Nematoda, Chromadorea, Rhabditida, Strongylidae.
AUGAAGAUUUUCUGGUUUUGGAUCUUUCUUGUGGCAGCUUUGCUUGAAUUCGAAGUCUUUGCUAAAAGUUUGAAGACAACUAAAAAGUCACCCAUUGACAAAAUCAGCAGCGGUGACGCCACCAGAAGAAGACAGAAACGAUAUAUAGUUUGGGGAGGAGGACCCCAAGGCCAAGGAUAUGGUUAUGGGCAAAGAAGACCCUAUGGACAACCAGAUUAUCCGCUCGAUAAACUAGUGAGAGUUAGAGAAGGAAUGAGAAAUGAAUGGUAUAACCUUGCAAGAGGUAUACCCAACCCGUAUAGGCCACAGAGACUUGACCUGCAGAAGCAAGCACUGCAUUUAAAUGGUUAUAAUUAA